GUCACCGGAUCAGGAGCAGCUGCUCGGGCAGUCGGUGCUAUUUUCACCCUGAGGAUAAAAUGAUGUGCACACCGCGUUGACACGUCAGGCUGCCAGGAUGAAGUCCGCAAACAGCGAGCGCCCCGACUGCUUCGCGUCGGACCCAGACGACCCGGAAAGCGAGAGCGACGGUUCGGAUGGGAAGUCCACUGGCGCCUGCAGCCCACGCCGCGGAAAGGAACCGCAACCUGUCAGGCGGAGGUGUCGGCGGAGAACCGGCACAGAGGCGCGUCUACCUGGUGUGAGUAAACAGAGGCAGGCGGCCAACGCGCGAGAGCGUGACAGGACGCACAGCGUCAACACGGCCUUCACCACCCUGCGCACGCUCAUCCCCACCGAGCCUGCCGACAGGAAGCUCUCCAAGGUGGAGACGCUGCGUCUGGCGUGCAGUUACAUCUCCCACCUUGCUAACGUGUUGAUGCUGGGGGAGGAAAGCCGCGACGGGCAGCCGUGCCUCCGCCACCAGGCCGGCGUGCACUGCCCAGCACAACGUAGCGCGCCGCCGCUGCGGGCCAUCUGCACCUUUUGUCUAAGCAACCAGAGGAAGCAGCAGCUCAAAGAUGGCAGCAAGCGUUCAACUAAAGCUUAAGGCCUCGGACCCACAUGGAGCAGUCGUGCAAGUUUACAUUUGUACAUAUUUAAAAUAUUUAUUCUUAGUUUAAAAGUUAGGGAAAAAGAAAAUGGACACUGGAAAGCACUUUCUGUUGCCAUCAUUUGUGCCUGUGAAGCAACCUGUGUUUUGGUUGAGCUGCAACCUGAGCCCAUGUGUAAGGUUGCACUAUUUUGGUCCCAACAACCCCGACGUAGCUAUUACUGCAGGAAGUAGACCUUGAUCAAAUACCUACAAUGUUGUUUUUUGCACAAAACAUCACUCUUAACGAUGCACAAGGCCCUUUUGUACAAGGUGUAUAGAAAUUGUGCAUAUUUACAACACAAAUAUAUAACCCUCCGAAGCAAUGUUGCACUACCUCAAACAUGUUUACCUCAACAUCAAAUGUGUAACAUUACUGUAUUUGUGUGGCUCGAUACCUUUGCACAUCAAAUAAUCUUCUGGAAAAAUAAAUAUUUUUGUACCAUAAAAAAAGUGUCAUCAUUCAGGUGGCAUGUUGCAUGCUGGGAAAACCUUUUCCUCACAUCGGUGGUGCGCGUAUCCGUCGGAAUGCUCCCUUGGUCAACUAAAAACACGCGUGAUCGUUUCAUAAGCUUUAUUUCCAUAAAAAAGUCAAUUGGUUUACAUCAGAUUAAAGAAAGUAGAAACCAAUAAUCUGAUUGCUGGCGAGGCAAUAUAUAGGGUGGGUCUUUCAACGGACUAAACAGUGUGACCACAACAGGGGGGGGGGGUAGGUUACAAAAGGAAAGCGGAGUUUAAGUGAGAAUGAGCCAAAAUGAUUUGGGCCGAGUUUUAAGUGAGGGGAUGUUAAAGAAAUGAAAACAAACGACAAGAAAAAAA
Molecule: messenger RNA, 1489 nt
Organism: Hippocampus comes (tiger tail seahorse)
Lineage: Eukaryota; Metazoa; Chordata; Actinopteri; Syngnathiformes; Syngnathidae
Product: transcription factor 15-like
Exons: 2
Coding region: 98-628 (176 amino acids)
Biological process (GO): regulation of transcription by RNA polymerase II; developmental process
Molecular function (GO): RNA polymerase II transcription regulatory region sequence-specific DNA binding; DNA-binding transcription factor activity, RNA polymerase II-specific; protein dimerization activity
Source: RefSeq, a predicted model, not a curated record